Messenger RNA from Pseudocercospora fijiensis CIRAD86, 1851 nucleotides. RefSeq lists its product as uncharacterized. NCBI's taxonomy places the organism in Eukaryota, Fungi, Ascomycota, Dothideomycetes, Mycosphaerellales, Mycosphaerellaceae. Gene Ontology annotation, biological process: transcription by RNA polymerase III. Gene Ontology annotation, cellular component: RNA polymerase III complex. The record is from RefSeq and is a predicted model, not a curated record. Gene Ontology annotation, molecular function: DNA binding. The transcript has a single exon. The coding region runs from base 1 to 1851 and encodes 616 amino acids.
AUGCCUCCCAAGAAGCCUCCUGCUGGCGGCAUUACUGCGCCAGUGAAAACAGAAGGCCCUGGUGCAGCCCAAAAUGCAGAACAACCAUCCGCAAGCACGCCAGUAUCAAUUUCUUCAACUCCAACCGGCACACCUGCACCGCCAAGCCGUGGUGGUCCAGUGUCGCGACCGUCAUCUUCAGCGCGAGGCAAGCCGGCGAUCGCUCCAAAGCCGAAGUUCGCUGGGAGACGUUCAGCAACGGCUCGAGCAGAAUUAGAGGCAGCCGAAGCAAAGAAGAAGGAAGCUGAAGCCAAAGCUGCUGCUGAGCAGGCCAAGAAGGACGCCAAAGAUGCGCGAAAGUUUGGCUACAGGGGUAAUGAUCGUGGCGGACGAGGAGGAGGGCGUGGUGGCAGAGGGAGAGGAGGACACAUGGGAGAUGCCCAUCGUCAACGGCAUGAGUCGAACGCGACAGGUGUGUUUGGCGGAGGACAGGCAAGUGCCGAGGCCAGGAGUGGAUGGGGAAGUAGGCGCAUUGGAGGAGGUGGUGGUGGAGGCGGUGGGAGAGGCACUCAUACAUCUGGAGGGUCGGGUGGAGGAUCGGGUACUGGUGGAACAUCUCGUCCUUCUUACUCCAGCGGUGGCAUGGGCAUUAAGAACGAACUUGACGUGGAUAUGGGUGGUAUGCGCCCGAUCAAAGUCGAGGAAGGAGGCUAUAUUUCAAGUGACGAGGACGAAGCUGAGGGCCAGGUUGGUCCAAAGCAGGACAUUGAUCAGCUGCAAAUAAUCGACCUGACUGGAGAUGAACCACCGCUUGAAGACCCCUUCGCUCCUGUACGGUUAUCGCGGGUACCUCACAAGGAGCGAGCCAUAGGUCUGACUGUCGAAGAAGACUCGCCUGAGUCAAGUGACGCCCCGGAAGCUGUCUCCGAAAAGAGGAAGGGAAAACAAAAGGCAAAAGAUGUCGAAUUUACGGGUUCCAGCGCCAUACCGAAACGACCCACGACGUACAGCUCCUCGGAAACUGAGGAGAACGAACAUCCUAUCAAGCAGGAAUCUACUGAGGACGAGCGUCAAACGAGACCACGAACGCCAGAUCCUGCGACUGCUGGUACUGGAGCUGAGAUCGUAAGCCCCUCGAGAGACCUUCCAGUCUCACCCGAAAGCAGACGGCGAGCCAAGGCCAGGAUAAAAGCGACAGCAGAUGCUCUCGAUGACGAUCUUUCCGACUUUGAGAUUCCCGAUCCACCUCGCUUUCAGACUCAGGCCGAGAAGGACGAAUGGGAUCGCCAGUACGAUGACCUCCGACAGAUACGCGUCGAGUUUGGCCGCCAAAUACCCAAAGAUGCUGUGCAGCCUGACGCAGAAGGCGACACGGCGAUGGCUGAAGCUAACGCCAAGCUGGAGAAGCUGAAGGUCGCGGAAGAAAGUCGCAACCAAAACGUCUACAUCUUUCAAUUUCCUCCUGUCCUGCCCGAUCUGAUGCCUGUCAGCGUUAAGCCUGAGCCGGGUACUGCGGAGGCAGACGGAGAAGGUGAAGCGAUGGAUGUAGAUCAAACAGCUGAGAAGACCGUGGAGGUCAAUGAUGACGAAUCCAAGAAUACCCAACCCAAGCUACCUUCUGGCAACGUAGGCAAGUUACGAAUACAUAAGUCUGGAAAAGCGACGUUGGACUGGGGCGGGACAAGUCUUAUAUUGGGCAAGGGUGCAGACGCUACCUUCUUGCAAAACGUGCUCAUCGCCAGUGUCCCAGACGGGAAGCCGAAGGAGGGGGAGCCAGCUCCUGAGGAUCAAGAGCCUGCAGUAGGCAUGGGCAUGGGACAGAUCAGAGGCAAAUUUGUCUUUACGCCGAACUGGACCGAGAUCUUGAGAUGA